Pyrgilauda ruficollis (rufous-necked snowfinch) is the source of this 739-nucleotide messenger RNA. RefSeq names its product translation initiation factor IF-2-like. The record is from RefSeq and is a predicted model, not a curated record. The coding region runs from base 153 to 572 and encodes 139 amino acids. Lineage: Eukaryota; Metazoa; Chordata; Aves; Passeriformes; Passeridae. The transcript has 3 exons.
CUCAGACUGCAGUGGAGCUUUCCUACAGACAAGGUGAGAAUGAUCAGUGCCCGGAAAGAGGGAAAACUUUCAAGAGGUCUGCUCCGAUUCUCCUGCCUUUGCUGCCAGGGCAGGGGAUCGUGUCCACCAGGAACUGAAUCUUGUCUUCUGCAAUGUUGUGUCUCAGAGGGAGAGAGACAGCGCCUUCCCCCGAGGGCAGGAGCCAUUCCGCAGGGAAAGGUCCCUGGUGCCGCCACCGCAGCGCCCCGAGACCCCCGUGGCGCCCCGGGGGUGGCCCCGGCGUGGGCGCUGCCCCGGGACACCGGGACACACCGGGCACCUCCCGCCGGGCACCUUCGCUUCCCCCCGCCGCCGGCUCCCCCCGGCCCGGGGCCAAGGCCCGCGGCCCGCGGCCUCACCUGAGGGAGCGCCGAGCUCCGUCCCGCCCGCAGCAGCUCCCGGCGCCGCCGGCACCGCCCUCCGGCCCGGCCGCUCCCGCCUGCCCUGCCCGGGCCGGCCCUGCCCGCUCGCCACCCGGGAAAGGUGAGCCGAGUUACAAAAUCACGGAGUCAGUUUGGUUGGAAAUGAACUAAAGAUCUCUGGGAUCGUCAAGUCCAGUCUGUGAUCCAACACCGCCAUGUCAACCAGACCGUGGCACUGAGACUUUCCUUAAAUACCGCCAGGGAUGGUGAGGCCACCACCUCCCUGGGCAGCUCAUUCAAAUGUCUUCAUGUGAAGAACUUCUUCCUGAUGUCGUGAA